Molecule: messenger RNA, 1790 nt
Organism: Maniola jurtina (meadow brown)
Lineage: Eukaryota; Metazoa; Arthropoda; Insecta; Lepidoptera; Nymphalidae
Exons: 7
Coding region: 3-1790 (595 amino acids)
Source: RefSeq, a predicted model, not a curated record
ACAUGGUAUUUAUCGACCUUGAAAAGGCAUAUGACAGAGUUCCUCGCGAAGUUUUGUGGUGGGCUAUGAAAGUGAAGAGAUUGCCUGAGAAGUAUGUGAGGCUUGUGAAAGCGAUGUAUAGACGAGCGAGUACAAGGGUCAGAUCAGAAGCUGGCGUUACGGACAAGUUCAAUGUGGAAGUAGGCUUGCAUCAGGGAUCGGCUUUAAGUCCUCAUUUGUUUGUCCUGGUAAUGGAUUCUCUGACGUCAAACAUACAGGAACAAGCGCCCUGGUGCAUGCUGUUUGCCGACGACAUUGUGCUUGUCGGAGAAGAUGCGGCCGACGUCCAGAGCAGACUGCGUAGAUGGCAAGAGAAAUUGGAGAGUGUUGGCCUGAGGAUCAGCCGAACGAAGACAGAACAUCUGUUCUGUGACUUCGGUGGCCCCUCCAGUUUCUCUGAUAUCUCUUUGGAUGGCGUAACUCUACCUGUCUGCUCCAAUUUCCGGUACCUCGGUUCGCUCUUCCAAAGUGACGGUAGCAUUGAUCGAGACGUGAACAAUAGAAUGAAUGCGGGAUGGAUGAAAUGGCGACAGGUCUCAGGUGUUAUAUGCGACCCGAAAAUGCCCCUUAAACUUAAGGGGAAAAUUUACAAAACUGUCGUUAGACCUGUCACAUUGUAUGGUUCAGAAUGUUGGGCGGUAAAAGGGAAGGAUGAAAGACGAGUACAUGCGACCGAAAUGCGAAUGUUGAGAUGGAUGUGUGCUGUGACAAGAAUGGAUAUGAUAAGGAAUGAAUAUAUAAGGGGAAGUUUAAAAGUAGCACCAGUGGUAGAAAAAAUGAGGAGUAAUAGGCUGGCAUGGUAUGGGCAUGUAAUGCGGAGGGAAGAGAGUCAUAUCACUAGAAGAAUGUUAAAUAUGCAUGUGGAUGGAGAAAAGAGAAGAGGACGACCAAAGAAAAGGUGGAUGGAUUGCGUGAAAGAGGAUAUGCGUAUAAAAGGGAACAUCCUGUAUCUAGUAGCCCUAUCAACAGCUCGAAACACCAUCAAAAUCAACAUUCUGUAUCUAAGUAGCCCUAUCAACAGCUCGAAACACCAUCAAAAUCGUAAGACACUAGAAGAUCAUCUGUGUCGGAUCGCCAUAGAAUCGCUGUCGCAACCUCACACGCAGUCAAACAUUCUGUAUCUAAGUAGCCCUAUCAACAGCUCGAAACACCAUCAAAAUCGUAAGACACUAGAAGAUCAUCUGUGUCGGAUCGCCAUAGAAUCGCUGUCGCAACCUCACACGCAGUCAAACAUUCUGUAUCUAAGUAGCCCUAUCAACAGCUUGAAACAGCAUCAAAAUCGUAAGACACUAGAAGAUCAUCUGUGUCGGAUCGCCAUAGAAUCGCUGUCGCAACCUCACACGCAGUCAAACAUUCUGUAUCUAAGUAGCCCUAUCAACAGCUCGAAACACCAUCAAAAUCGUAAGACACUAGAAGAUCAUCUGUGUCGGAUCGCCAUAGAAUCGCUGUCGCAACCUCACACGCAAAACCUGAAGUGGCAGAGGGAAGCUAAAUUUCUCUCGCUGUAUCGAUGGCCGCUGGGGCAGACGUGUUUUGGAGUGAAGACCGCGUACCAGCAAGAGCAGUGUGGGGUGACCUCCAAGGCUCCAGCCCGCUGGACUGACGACCUUAAGAAUGUGGAUGAGGUUGGUGGAGAACAGUGUGUAGUGACGUUUCCCCCCCCGAAGGUCUCAGGGGAAGGGAAGAAAGGAAGGAAGGUGAAGGAAGGUUCAGCAGAGGAGGCAAACAGGCUGGUUGAUCGAUUGACAUAG